Messenger RNA from Candidula unifasciata, 951 nucleotides. Lineage: Eukaryota; Metazoa; Mollusca; Gastropoda; Stylommatophora; Geomitridae. The record is from the annotation of a GenBank genome assembly.
AUGGGCAGAUACCGAUCAGAAGACAGCGAUGAUGAGCACUCGCGCAAGUCCAAGAAAAGGAAAAAGAGAAGAUCCAGAUCCAGCAGCAGCAGCAGUCAGCUCAGUCAUAUCUCCAACAGCAGAAGCAAAAAGUCGAGGAAAAAACAUCGAAGAUCUUCACGCAGUCGCAGCAGAUCCAGGGACAGGAAGCAUGUCAGUAGGUCAUCGAGGAGAUCCAGGUCCAAAAGUCCUGAUAGAUACAGUAGCAGGAAACGAAGGUCAGAUUCCAGAUCCCCUGGUCGGAAAAGCUCUAAGCGAGGAAGGACCAGAUCAAAAUCACCAUCCUCUAGAAAACGGAGGUCAUAUUCCAGAAGUCGAAGGUCUAGGUCACCAUCUCGGGAUCGCAGGAAGAAAUCUGAUUCAAGAGAACGAUCGUAUUCUGCAGAUAGAGCAAGCUCAACAAGGUCAUCUGUGGACAGGCACAAGGCUACAGGUCAGCCAGCUGGAAGUCCCAGAUUAAAGGGGUAUGUGUGUCAUACAUUGGCUGAACAAGCAGAAGAGAGACUGAGGCAAGCGAUGAAAGCUGCAACUUCAGCUGAUGAAAAGUUGCAGGCUCGUUCAGCCACGGAAUCCUUGGGCUCAUAUCUGUACUCAGACACAAAAAGCUUUGCUGCAUCAGUGUCGGCCAUAGAGUCGGAUAGUUUUGUGGCUUCAUCAUUUAAGUCGUCACGCUCCACAAAGAUAAAGGAAGAAGCCCCAGAGUCUGGGAUGUCUCAUGACGAUGCCAUCUUUGGAUCCCUGGCAAUUUCAGGUUUCACACUGAUGCCAGACCCAGAUACGAAACCCAUCCAGCUGGACCCGGAUUCAAUCAUGCAUCCAAGUUUAUACUGUGACCCACAAGAGAAAAUGGAGAGAUGGAUUUCACGUCUGGUACAGCUUCGCAGACGCAAGUUGGAAGGCGAUGUCAUUUAG